AGCUCGGGGCGCGGGCUCUGGCGCAGGGCGAGGGCAAGGCGGCCUCGAGGAGCCUCCCCGCAGGGGCCCGCCAGGUGAGGGGAGCCGGGGAAGGGAGCGGCGCGGCCUGCUUGGGGAUCACUUCCUCCUAACAUUGACCUUUGGUUCCUGCAGGCUUCGCUCAUUCAUUCCUGGGGCCCUUCGCGCCUUCAUUGCGACCCCAAGCGGUUCUGCCCUGUUGCUGCCUUCCCUCACCUCACUGACGUCCUCUGUUCUUCCGUGCCACUGUGGGUGGGAGAGGGACCAGAGCAAGCCGGAGCAAGUACAUGGAGCCCUGCUCGCCUCUGAGCUGGUGCACUUGAACCCAGGCCUUUUGCUCACGUUGGUGGAACCUUUUUUAUUUUACUCAUCGUGUGGCUGGGGUUGGGGUGCAAAAAAAGGUGGGGAAGCUGAAACGCUUUCCCCCGAAGCACCUCCCAGGCUUGGGUCUGUGAACCUGAAAAGUAUUUGACAAAUCUGGGAAUUAGGUGAUGGGUUGCUCUCCAGUGGAUAGGUCCCUGACAGAGUGUGCUGCAUCCUGAAGCGGUAGUGUGUGGGGUGGAUAGAGACUUUUUAACCCUUACCUUCUGUCUCACGGUCAAUACUGUGUAUUGGUUCCUAGGCAGAAGAGUGGUAAGGACUAUGCAGUGGGGGUUAAGUGACUUGCCCAGGGUCACACAGCUAGGAAGUGUCUAAGGCCACAUUUGAACCCAGGACCUCCUGUCUCUGGGCCUGGUUCCCCAUCUACCAAGCCACCCAACUGCCUGCUGACUAGAGACUUUUAAAUUCAAGUGGUAAUAUUAACAUGUCAAAAAGUGAUUCUGAGGUCCAGUCAAAUGAACCAGCAUUUAUAAAAGGCCCACGACACUGGGAAUACAAAGAAAGGCCAAAAGAAGCCCUUGUUCAGAAGGAAUAUGGGGUCUAAUAAAGGAGACAACAUGCAAACAGCUACGUUCAGACAAGAUGUCCUCAGAUGUGUUGGGGAGUGUUUCAGAAGAAAAAAGGAAAAGGCUUCUUGAAGCAGUUGAAACUUUAGUUGACCCUUGAAGGAAAUGACAAGGAGAAGAUGAGUUAGUCCACAUCCAGCAUUUAUUAAACUCUUCUUUUUGUAUCAAGGAUUGUGUUAUGGGCUGGGGAAACAAUAAAUAAAAAGCAGCCUUUGCUCUCAAGGAACUCACAUUCUAAUGGGGAAGGCAACAUGCAGACAACUAUGUUCUGAUAACAUAGAAUAAAUCGGAGGGUAAGUCUCCCAGACUGAAGACAGUAAAAUAAAGGAGGAUUGAGAAGAACUUCUUGCAAAAGAUGGGACUUGACCUGAAACUUGGAAGGAAAGCAGGAGUUGAGAAUUCCAGCUGUCAAUGACCUUCAAAGAUGUUGCUGUGGACUUUACCAGGGCAGAAUGGGAGCACCUGGAUUCUGCUCAGAAAGAUCUCUACAGAGAUGUGAUGCUGGAGAAUUAUAAGAACCUCGUCUCCCUGGGGUUUCCAAUGUCCAAACCAAAGGUGAUCUCCAAAUUAGAAAGAGGAAGUACACAAUGGAUGCUUGGGGAAAAAGUUCUGAGAAGGCCCUUUCCAGGUCGACUUUGUCAGAAGAUUAGGGGUAAAAGCAAGGAUACCACUCCAAAGCAGUGUAAUUAUAUUUCAUCAAAGAAAAGACUUACAGUGAAUAGCAAUGAAUGUGCUGAAGCCUUGAGAAAGAAUGGAUAUCUUAGUGGACAUAAGAAAAUUCAUAGUGGAAAGAAACUCUAUAAAUGUAAUGAAUGUGAAAAAGCCUUCAACUCCAACUCAAGCCUUACUGUACAUCAACGAAUUCAUACUGGAUUAAAACCAUAUAUGUGUACUGAAUGUGGGAAAGCCUUCAGCCAGAAAGGGAACCUUACUAAACAUAAAAGAAAUCAUACUGGGGAGAAAUCUUAUAAAUGCAACGAAUGUGGAAAAGCUUUCAGAGACAGGGGAUACCUUACCAUUCAUCAGAAAAUCCAUACUGGGGAGAAAUCAUAUAAAUGUAAUGUAUGUGGGAAAGCCUUCAGCCAGAAGGGGCACCUUACUGUACAUCAGACAAUGCAUACUGGAGAGAAAUCCUAUAAAUGUAAUGAAUGUGGGAAAGCCUUUAGCCAGAGAGGAAGCUUUAAUAUACAUCAGAAAAUUCAUACUGGAGAGAAAUCCUUCAAAUGUGAUGAAUGUGGGAAAGGUUUCAUUGACAGAGGAAAUCUUAAUAAACAUUAUAAAAUUCAUACUGGAGAGAAAUCCUAUAAAUGUAAUGAAUGUGGGAAAGCCUUCAGCCAAAGGGGAAGUCUUAAUAAACAUCACAAAAUUCAUACUGGAGAGAAAUCAUAUAAAUGUAAUGAAUGUGGCAAAGCCUUCAGCCAGAGAAGUUACCUUACAAUACAUCAGAAAAUUCAUACUGGAGAGAAAUCUUAUAAAUGUAAUGAAUGUGGGAGAGCCUUCAGGCAGAAGGGACACCUUACUGUACAUCAGAGAAUUCAUACUGGAGAAAAACCCUAUAAAUGUAAUGAAUGUGGGAGAGCCUUCAGAAAGACUGGACACCUUGCUGUACACCAGAGAAUUCAUAUUGGAGAAAAUCCUUUUAAAACAAUGAAUGUUGAAAGACUCCAACCACAAGAUAUUCUUUAUUUAUCAUGACAGUUCAUGCAAGAUAGAAACAUUCCAUAUAAUGAAUAUGGGAGAGUCUCCACCCAAUGUGGAAAACUUACUGAAUGCUUAAUCAUAGUUUUAGACUUGGGAAUGACUUUUGAAAUCAUGUAUUCUAGUCUAUUGAGUUUUAUAGACGAUGGGGUAAAUGGGCCGGAAAUUCACUGAGUUUCUCAACAUCACUUAGUAAGUUGCAGAACUAGGAUUGAAACUGAGAUCUGAGCCAAACCCAGUUUUCUUUCCAUCAUACCAUGUUGACCUCAGAAUUCAUAUUAAGAGAGAAAACAUUUAAAUACAGAUUAUUGGCUGGUCUUCAGCAGCAAUUCAUGCUUAGUCCACAAAUAAUUUUGGAAUUGGAAAUGGACUCAGGAACCAUUUAAUAUAACCUAUACUUUAAAAGGAAUCUAACUGCCACACAUGCUGGAUGAGCAAAGCCCUGGUCAACACCUUCAAGUACCUGGGCAGCACCAUCGCCAACGACGGGUCCCUAGACCAUGAGAUUAAUGCCAGGAUCCAAAAGGCCAGCCAGGCACUUGGGCGGCUGCGCUGCAAAGUCCAACAAAGUGGUGUAAGCACUGCGAUGAAGCUCAAAGUGUACAACGCAGUGGUCCUCAGCUCGCUCCUGUACAGUUGUGAGACAUGGACACUACUGGAAGCACAUGAAGCAGCUGGAGCAAUUCCACCAACGCUCCCUCUGGUCAAUCAUGAGGAUCCGAUGGCAGGACCGAAUCACCAAUCAGGAAGUCCUCGACAGAGCCAACUCCACCAGCAUUGAAGUCCUGGUCCUCAAAACCCAGCUACGAUGGUCUGGACACGUCAUCCGCAUGGACCCACAGCCAAUACCAAGACAGGUAUUCUAUGGUGAACUGUCAGCUGGACUCAGGAAACAAGGUUGACCAAAUAAAAGAUUCAAGGAUCAGCUAAAGUCAAACUUUAAGUGGGCUGGCAUUACACCAAAGCAACUAGAACUCGCUGCCUGUGACAGAAGCAGCUGGCAAACCCACAUUCACCAUGCCUCAUGUGCCACAAACUCUGCGCCUCAGCCUCUGGACUCCAAAGCCACAUGAGGGUACACGGUAGAUGAAACUGCACAAAGACAACAGUCAUUCUCGAUCACCGAGAGACUACCACUACUAACUGCCACACAUACACUCAUGAGGUGAUCAUUCAGCUUUUACCUGAAGAUAUUUCAUAAGGGGCCAACCACUCCUUCCUGAGGCAGCCCAUUCUUUGGAUUAGUUCAGUGGAGAGGUAUCAAAAUGAGACUCUGGAAAACAAAGCAACAGUUAUAUAUGUAAUAUACAUGUAAAAUAUUAUUUAUGUAUUUUCUAAAGCAUGGUACGUAGAACUAACCCAGGACUUGAGAUAUAGUCUCAGCAAUCCAGAGUACAGUGGAAUUCUCACCUCCUUUUUCAUGGGAUUGAUGUCUGUCUUACUGCAGCCUACAAUCGCAUUAACUGUUUUGGUUGUCAUCAUACUGUUGGCCAAUUGAGUUUGCAGACCAUUAAAACCCCCAGCUCUUCAUAAA
Messenger RNA from Monodelphis domestica (gray short-tailed opossum), 4197 nucleotides. RefSeq lists its product as uncharacterized. The record is from RefSeq and is a predicted model, not a curated record. Gene Ontology annotation, biological process: regulation of transcription by RNA polymerase II. Gene Ontology annotation, molecular function: RNA polymerase II cis-regulatory region sequence-specific DNA binding; DNA-binding transcription factor activity, RNA polymerase II-specific. NCBI's taxonomy places the organism in Eukaryota, Metazoa, Chordata, Mammalia, Didelphimorphia, Didelphidae.